AUGGUCGAAUUCAACGCCUACUAUCUGCUGACUAUUGUUGUUAUCGCGUGCGGGUCUAUCCCCAAGGGCUACGAUGAGGGUGGCUUCAGUGCGUCCACAGGCCUGACCUCCUUCAAGGAGGACUUCGGCCUCGUGUCGAGUCUGUGGAAGGGUAACGAGUCUGGCCUCGCCGACCGCAAGGCCAACAUCUCGUCGUUUGGCGUCCUCGGCGCUGCCUUUGGCUCCAUCAUCGCCCUCGCCCUCAACGACAGGCUCGGCCGCCUGCGCUCAUGGCAGGUCUUCAUCGCCGUGUGGAUGACGGGCGUCCUGAUGCAGGUCUUCUCCUCCGGCAUCCUCGGCCUCAUGCUCUUCGCCCGUAUCUGGGGCGGCCUCGGCGCCGGCGGUCUCACCGUCGUCGCGCCGCUCUACCUGUCAGAGAUCGCGCCGGCCAAGUCGCGCGGCAUGGUCGUUAGCAUCUACAUGGUCGUUCUGCUAUCGUUCCUGACUAUUGGUUUCUUCAUCAACUACGCCGCCAACGCGACGCUAGCGGCCACUAGGAUGCAGUACCGCCUCGUCAUCGCGAUCCCCCUCAUCCCCGUCGGCCUGGCCUUCGCCGCCUCCUUCUUCCUCGCCGACACCCCGCGCUGGCUCGCCUCCCGGGACCGCGGCGAAGAGGCCCUCGCCGUGCUCGCCAAGCUCCGCCACUCGGACCGCUCCGACCCGGCCCUGUCCCUCGAGUUCGACGAGAUCCACGAGCAGCUCCGCUCCCGCCAGCAGAUCCUCGCCGACACCUCCACCCUCGCCCUCGUCAAGGAGAUCGCCACCGUACCCACCUACCGCACCCGCUUCCUCCUCGGCGCCGUCAUGCAGACCGUCGCCCAGUGGUCCGGCGGCAACGGCAUCACCUACUACAUCCCCGAGAUCUUCCGCUACGCCGGCGUCGUCGGCGACAACACCUCCCUCAUCACCAGUGGCGCCUACGGCGCCGUCAAGCUCGUCUUCACCAUGGUCUUCACCUGGGGCCUCGUCGACGUCUUCGGCCGCCGCCGCUGCUUCAUCACCGGCCUCGCCCUGCAGUGCGUCACCCACGUCUACAUGGCCGUCUACAUGGGCAUCUGGAUCGACGGCACCAACAAGCCCGCCUCCGACGCCGCCAUCGCCUCCGUGUUCGUGUACGCCGUCGGCUGGUCCAUCGGCCUGUGCACCGUGCAGUACCUCUACGGCACCGAGAUCUACCCCACCCGCAUCCGCAGCGUGUGCUACGCGACCAACAUGUCGCUGCACUGGUUCUUCCAGUUCGCCGUCGUGCGGACCACGCCCAACAUGUUCGUCAGUCUCGACGUGUGGGGCGCCUACGUCUUCUGGGCGUGCGUGUGCGCCGUCGGGCUGGUCGUGCUGGGGCUGUGGGCGCCCGAGACGAAGGGCAUCCCGAUGGAGCGCAUGGAGGAGCUGUUCAGCGGGCCGUGGUGGAUGGGCUGGCGGGCGAGCAUCGACCUGGAGGGGAGCGAGAUGAAGCCGUUUGGGAGGGGCAGUUCGUCCGGGAAGGACUCGUCUGGGAGGGAAUCGGAAAAGGGGCCGUUUGCGCAUGAGCGGAAGACGGAUGUCUGA
Colletotrichum chrysophilum is the source of this 1587-nucleotide messenger RNA. RefSeq lists its product as uncharacterized. The transcript has 3 exons. Lineage: Eukaryota; Fungi; Ascomycota; Sordariomycetes; Glomerellales; Glomerellaceae. Gene Ontology annotation, cellular component: membrane. Bases 1 to 1587 code for a protein of 528 amino acids. Gene Ontology annotation, molecular function: carbohydrate:proton symporter activity. The record is from RefSeq and is a predicted model, not a curated record. Gene Ontology annotation, biological process: carbohydrate transport; transmembrane transport.